Molecule: messenger RNA, 1542 nt
Organism: Gamsiella multidivaricata
Lineage: Eukaryota; Fungi; Mortierellomycota; Mortierellomycetes; Mortierellales; Mortierellaceae
Exons: 8
Coding region: 1-1542 (513 amino acids)
Biological process (GO): triglyceride metabolic process; glycerol metabolic process; glycerol-3-phosphate biosynthetic process
Cellular component (GO): mitochondrion
Molecular function (GO): glycerol kinase activity
Source: RefSeq, a predicted model, not a curated record
AUGCCAUCGUUCAUUGGUGCCAUCGACAAUGGCACUACCUCGUCGCGAUUCCUGAUUUUCGACGAGAAGGGCGAUCUUGUCAUCGGACACCAACUGGAGUACCGCCAGAUCUUUUCUCAUCCUGGAUGGGUUGAGCAAGACCCAAUGGAUAUCCUCGGCAGCGUCGUAAGCUGUAUCGAUGCGGCCCUCCGCAAGUUCGAGCUCCAGGGCAAUGCUGUCAAGAAUCUGAAAGGUAUUGGCAUCACGAACCAGAGAGAGACAGCCGUGGUUUGGGACAAGAGCACCGGACGGCCCUUGCACAAUGCGAUCGUCUGGUCGGACACCCGCACCAAGGACAUUGUUCGCACGUAUAGCGAGUCCUCAGAAAAGGGUGCAGAUGCUUUGAAGGAUAUCUGUGGACUGCCGAUCACGACGUACUUCAGUGCGGUCAAGCUGCGCUGGCUGCUCGACAAUUCUACAGAAGUCAAAGAGGCAUACGAUAAUGGCAACCUGAUGUUCGGAACCGUCGACUCUUGGUUAAUCUAUAACCUCACCGGAGGAGUAGAUGGUGGUGCCCAUGUUACAGAUGUCACGAAUGCCAGUCGCACGAUGCUUAUGGACAUUCGCUCCCUGAAAUGGAGCGACGAAUGCUUGGAUUUCUUUGGUGUCAGCGCCGAUAUCCUUCCGGAGAUUAAGCCCUCGUCAUCAAUGUUUGGCGAGAUCAAGCACACGGAUCUGGAGGAUCUCCAGGGCGUACCCAUUGCGGGCUGUUUGGGGGACCAGCAUGCGGCUUUGGUGGGACAGCGUUGCUUCCAGGUUGGGGAUACCAAGAAUACGUAUGGCACUGGGUGCUUCAUGGUCUUCAAUACGGGAAAGGAUAUCAUCCCUUCCAAUAAUGGGCUGUUGACGACUGUUGGAUAUCAGUUCGAGGGCGAACCAGCUGCCUAUGCGCUCGAGGGAUCAAUUGCUGUCGCUGGAUCGGCUGUGAAGUGGCUCCGAGACAAUAUGGGCAUCAUCAACAGUGCAGAGGAAGUCAAUGAUCUUGCAGCGGCAACGAAGGACAAUGGCGGCGUUGUCUUUGUUACGGCGUUUUCUGGUCUCUUUGCGCCAUACUGGCGGUCGGAUGUUCGUGGCUGCAUCCUUGGCAUUUCACAGCACACGACUAAGCAUCACCUUGCAAGAGCCACCCUCGAAGCAACGUGCUUCCAAACGCGUGCUAUCUUAGACGCCAUGAACAGUGAUUCAGGAAAGCCACUGAAGACGCUUCGUGUGGACGGUGGACUCUCGAACAGUGAUGUCUGCAUGCAAUUGCAGGCGGAUAUCUUGGGUAUCGAGGUGACUCGGCCGCAGAUGCGUGAGAGUACUGCGCUGGGAGCUGCCACUGCGGCAGCCGUGCAUCUAGAUAUCGGCAUGUGGAAGGGCGGUUUCAAGGCUUUCCUUGAGCGCAUCCAGGAGUCCAAAGAGACGCUCCAGACAUUCCAGCCCAGCAUCAGCGAACAAAAACGAGAAGAGCAAUACAGUCUCUGGCAAAAGGCCAUUGACAGUGCCCUGAGCUGGACAUGA